Dermacentor silvarum is the source of this 1539-nucleotide messenger RNA. NCBI's taxonomy places the organism in Eukaryota, Metazoa, Arthropoda, Arachnida, Ixodida, Ixodidae. The record is from the annotation of a RefSeq genome assembly.
AUUUUACCGCGAUGAAUAUACUCUACAAAUCAUAAAGACAUUGGGACUAUAUAUUUAAUUUUUGGAAGAUGAGCUGGAAUAAUAGGAAUAAGAAUAAGAAUUCUUAUUCGAAUAGAACUUAGCCAACCUGGGACAUUAAUUGGAAAUGAUCAAAUUUAUAACGUAAUUGUUACUGCUCACGCUUUCAUUAUAAUUUUUUUUAUAGUUAUACCUAUUAUAAUCGGGGGGUUUGGAAAUUGGCUUGUCCCAAUUAUAUUAGGUGCUCCAGAUAUAGCUUUUCCCCGAAUAAAUAAUAUAAGGUUUUGAUUACUUCCACCUUCACUAUUCUUAUUAAUCAAUUCUUCUUUAAUUGAAUCAGGAGCAGGGACUGGUUGAACAGUUUACCCUCCUUUAUCUUCCAAUUUAUCACAUUAUGGCCCUUCAGUAGAUUUAGCAAUUUUCUCUCUUCAUUUAGCAGGAGCAUCAUCAAUUCUAGGAGCAAUUAAUUUUAUUACUACAAUUAUUAACAUACGAUCAAUUGGAAUAACUCUUGAACGUAUACCUUUAUUUGUUUGAUCAGUAUUAAUUACUGCAAUUUUACUUUUACUUUCCUUACCUGUUUUAGCAGGGGCAAUUACCAUAUUAUUAACAGAUCGAAAUUUUAAUACAUCAUUCUUUGACCCUUCAGGGGGGGGAGAUCCAAUUUUAUAUCAACAUCUAUUUUGAUUUUUCGGGCACCCCGAGGUCUACAUUUUAAUUCUUCCGGGAUUUGGAAUAAUUUCACAAAUUAUUUGCUUUAGAACAGGUAAAAAGGAACCUUUUGGAAACUUAGGAAUAAUUUAUGCAAUAGCAGCAAUUGGUUUACUCGGAUUUAUUGUAUGGGCUCAUCAUAUAUUUACAGUAGGAAUAGAUGUUGAUACACGAGCUUACUUCACAUCAGCCACUAUAAUCAUUGCAGUACCUACUGGCAUUAAAAUUUUUAGCUGAUUAGCUACUUUGCACGGCUCAAAUAUUAAUUAUAAUCCUCCUAUUUUAUGAGCAUUAGGAUUUGUAUUUUUAUUUACAAUUGGAGGAUUAACUGGUAUUAUAUUAGCAAAUUCAUCUAUUGAUAUUAUUCUACACGAUACGUAUUAUGUUGUAGCUCACUUUCAUUACGUUCUUUCAAUAGGUGCAGUUUUUGCAAUCAUAGGAGCAAUUGCUCAUUGAUUUCCUAUAUUUUUUGGAUUAAACUUUAACUCAAUUUUAAUAAAAACUCAAUUUUUUAUUACAUUUAUUGGAGUAAAUUUAACUUUUUUUCCUCAACAUUUUUUAGGCUUAGCAGGAAUACCCCGUCGUUAUUCAGAUUACCCAGACUUUUUUUCUAAAUGAAAUUUUAUUUCAUCUUUAGGCUCAAUAAUUUCAUUAAUGGGAGUAAUUUUAAUUAUUUCUAUUAUUUGACUUAGAUUCUUAGAAAAAAAAAUAAUUUAUUCUUCUCAUAUAACUAAUUGUUCAAUUGAAUGAAUAUUAAACUUUCCCCCAUCAGAACAUUCAUUUAAUCAAAAUAAUAUUAUUUUAAAAUAA